Messenger RNA from Aspergillus mulundensis, 393 nucleotides. RefSeq lists its product as uncharacterized. The transcript has a single exon. NCBI's taxonomy places the organism in Eukaryota, Fungi, Ascomycota, Eurotiomycetes, Eurotiales, Aspergillaceae. The coding region runs from base 1 to 393 and encodes 130 amino acids. The record is from RefSeq and is a predicted model, not a curated record.
AUGAAGAACGGCGAUCUCAAAACAUAUCUUCAAGCGCAACACUCGAUCCCCAUGGACCUGAAGCUGAUGAGGGGACUCGGCUCUAUCUCCUCGACAUUGGAGAGACCCGCCUACCGUGGCUACAGAUUGAUUUGCUUCGGCUCAACUCUAUACGAGGUUUUCCAAGGAGCUAGUCCCUACGAGGAUCUCCCCAGCGAUCAAGUGGAAGCACUGUACAAGAGGAAGGAGUUUCGUGAUACCUCUAAUAUCCCGUGCGCACAGAUUAUCGAGAAAAGUUGGCUGUCCCAAGUUAGCUCAGCCGAGCAUGUCCACGAUUUCAUCGGGAAUAUCAUCCGUAGCACGCUUAACGUCGACUGUAUCCUUUAUCUCGGUGGUUCGGACGCAGCUCUGUGA